AUGUCGUGGGAAGUUCUUCCACACGCAGCAUAUUCACCAGACCUGGCCCCAUCCGAUCACCAUUUGUUGCGGUCGAUGCAGGAGCACGUCGUAGUGGACAAACAGUUCAAAUCGUUGGACGAUGUGCGUAAAUGCAUCGACGAUGUCUCAAUUGCUUCGAAGCCUGCAGGUUUCUUUCGCGACGGCAUUCGUGCGCUACGUGAGAGAUGGCGGAAGGCCAUGGAAAACGACGGACAAUAUUUCUGUGGUUAA
Messenger RNA from Mesocestoides corti, 252 nucleotides. NCBI's taxonomy places the organism in Eukaryota, Metazoa, Platyhelminthes, Cestoda, Cyclophyllidea, Mesocestoididae. The record is from the annotation of a GenBank genome assembly.